GAACAAAAUAGUUUUCAAUUUUUAAAAUCAAAUGUUUUAUUUGAGUGUACGUUGGACGAUAGUAUCAUUGAAUUAAAUGAAUAGAUUUGAUUGAUCCUAAGUGUCACACACCUACCUGAUAAAUUCUCAUUCAUUUUAUUAAAUUACAUACUUUAAAUAUUUACAUUGCACAUUAGAUAACGAUUAUAAAUAACUAACUCUACCACGGUCAUGAUUGUUGGAAUACAAAAUUGUUGAAACUGAGGAAGUGAUUGAUUAGCAGCAAAAGUUUUUUGCCUUUCUUUUUAGAAAAAUUCAAAAGAUUCAAAUGUCAAAGUCUCAAGACAGCAGCGCCGAUAAGAAGCCGCCCUACUCAUACGUCGCCCUGAUCGCGAUGGCCAUCAAGGACUCCAGGGAGAAGAGGUUGACGUUGAGUGCAAUAUACCAGUACAUCAUGAAAAAGUUCCCCUAUUUUGAACAAAACAAAAAAGGCUGGCAAAACAGCAUAAGACACAAUUUGAGCCUGAACGAGUGUUUUGUUAAAGUUCCAAGAGAAGGCGGCGGCGAACGAAAAGGUAAUUACUGGGCCUUGGAUGAGUCCAUUAAAUUUGAAGAUAUGUUUGAAAAGGGUAAUUUCAGAAGACGAAGACGAAUGAAGCGACCGUACAAGCCACCCGUCCCACUGCAUGGCAACUUUUAUCUACCACGCUAUCACAAUAACGAUUUCAACAGCAUCUUUUGUAGAAAUAAAAACUCAUACUGUAUGCCUCAGACGAACGCAAGUCUAUUUUCUUCUAACGCUAACGCGGGAAACCAACUACGCAACGCCACCUACAAUUUCGCAAAGAUCAACAAACCAUGCAUUAAUGAGCACGAAAAUUUAAAACACAACCUCAACACUAACGACGCUAGGAUAGCAUCUAACUCAUUCAUUAUGGGCUGGAAUAACAGAAUAUCGGACUAUUCGCAACACUGCGUUCAAACCAGUCAACAGUAUAUCAACAAACAUUUCCCAAUCCCCUGCACACCGAAUCCAUCCUUCGAGGUGCAUGACAUUUGUAACGAAACCCCCUUUUCCACUAAAGACAUGUCUGUUAUUACGAAUGAUUUUUAUAAGUGUAUUCCAACUUCAAAUAAUUUUCCGACACCAUGGAGUAAAAAAUUAUAUAACUGCAUUGCCGAAAACGGAGUUUAUUGAUAAAUUAAAAUGUAAAAGGGGUGCAUUGUCGUUGAGACUCUCUUCUAAACAGUUCUCAGAAGAUUAUUAUUUAUAUUUUUAUAUAUAAAUGGCAAAAAUGUGAAAGACUGGCAUAAUUUACAAAAUAUUUAUUUACCAAUCGUUGUUAAAAUGUGAACUAAUUUGAUCAUUAUAUUAAAAUACCUUAGAAAGGACGCAACGUUUGAUGGUAAACAUUAUUUCAUUUGUAUUAGGAAAUAGUUACUUAUAAAUUAGUUAAUGGAACAACUGUAAUUUUGCUCGUACCAAUCAAACUAUCAUUUAAUGAAAUAAAUCAUAGGUACGUGAAGGCACAAUGGUUAAAAGCGCCUGGUCUUUCUAUUGCAAUGACUGGGUUCGAAUACAAAGAGAUUCCCGCUCAUUAUAUGCAAUGUGUAUGCUGCGUGGUUUACACUCGUAUUCAUAUACGCUGUGUAUGUUUGUCGUUGAAACCUCUGAAGCAAAUGCAAAAGAGAAAAAGUAACCUUUAAUCUUUAAAACUAAUUUGAAACAUGUCAUACGAUUCGAACUAAACAGUUUAUCCCCUUUUUCAAAAAUAUCAAUUGACUUAUAUAUAUAUAUAUAUAUAUUUUUCCAAUAUUUUAUAAAUUCUACCGAAUGUUUGGCGUUAA
Messenger RNA from Helobdella robusta, 1827 nucleotides. RefSeq lists its product as hypothetical. The record is from RefSeq and is a predicted model, not a curated record. The coding region runs from base 308 to 1177 and encodes 289 amino acids. The transcript is spliced from 2 exons. Gene Ontology annotation, biological process: anatomical structure morphogenesis; cell differentiation; regulation of transcription by RNA polymerase II. Gene Ontology annotation, molecular function: DNA-binding transcription factor activity, RNA polymerase II-specific; RNA polymerase II cis-regulatory region sequence-specific DNA binding. Lineage: Eukaryota; Metazoa; Annelida; Clitellata; Rhynchobdellida; Glossiphoniidae.